CAAGCCGAACGAUCCCAAAGAGACUCGUCUGACUCCGAGUAGGGCUUUUGGUUUGCUUCAGUCUCUCACAGACACUCCUCUCCACUAUCAAUAAGGGGGCAGAGAGAGAGAGAGGCCAAUAACUCACACUUCAAUCUACUCUGUUUUCCACCACUAGAGUGUUUGUAUGAUGGGAGAGAGAAUCACCCCUGGGAGUUACUUCCAGUACCCUCCUCCUCCUGGAGUCCAUGCUUCUCCGCACAGGUCUUCUUCUGUUCCUGUGGAUCGAGAAAGUGGCAGGUAUUUGGCUGAAUUACUGGGAGAAAGGCAGAAGUUGGUGCCAUUCAUUCAAAUUUUGCCUCACUGUAACAGACUUAUUAGUCAAGAAAUUAGACGGGUAUCAGGAGGUUUCAAUCCAAGUUUUGUAGAUCAUGAAAGACUUGAGCAUGAGAGUCCACUUCGGUCAUUAAAUCAGCUUCCAUAUGGCAGACCAAUGGAUUUGGAGGGAUGGCCUGCAAUGCAAGUGGAGGAAAAUGGACAUUCUCAAAGAAUAGCUCCAUACCAAUCUCCUUCCAUGGGAUGGUCUGGCGCGCAAGGAAUUCCUUCUACUCCUAAUGUAAAGAAAGUGGUUAGAUUGGAUGUUCCAGUUGACAAAUAUCCAACUUAUAACUUUGUUGGCCGAAUUUUGGGACCUCGGGGAAACUCUUUGAAAAGAGUUGAAGCUGUGACAGAAUGUAGGGUGUACAUAAGAGGCCGCGGCUCUGUAAAAGAUUCUGUAAAGGAAGAGAAACUAAAAGACAAACCCGGGUAUGAACACCUAAAUGAGCCGUUGCACGUGCUCGUGGAAGCUGAAUUUCCAGAAGAUGUAAUAAAUGCACGCUUGGAUCGUGCGGUGGGAAUUCUAGAGAAUCUUUUGAAGCCUGUGGAUGAGUCCUUAGAUCAUUACAAAAAGCAACAAUUGAGGGAAUUGGCCGUGCUGAAUGGGACACUGAGGGAAGAAAGUCCUAGCAUGAGCCCCAGCAUGAGCCCAAUCAUGUCUCCUUUUAACAGUACAGGAAUGAAGCGAGCCAAGACAGGGAGAUGACCACUUUAGGCUGUUAAUGAGCGAAUUUGUGUAACUGUGGCCGCCUAAUUUACUGAAAGACCUGAUGAUUUCCUGGUUAAUAUUGUCUACUACUGAGCCUGAGGAGGAGGCUGGCAUUGACAAAAACUGAUGGUUGAACACACACUCCUCUCCUGAGUACAUUUUUGGGCUCUCUGCUAUAUAAUUGUUUGGCAUCCUCUCCUGGCAAAGCUUACUUCUUCUGCAUCUGCAUCAAUAUAUUCUCUUAUUCAUUUUGCUCAACACACUCUGGUUUUCCAUUCUUUCAUGUAUCAUUCCUCCCAAAUAAUACAUUCUAUUAUUAUUAUUAUAUUCAUUAGUUUAUUAUUAUUCGUAACUUGUAGCCAGUUGCUGCUGCAGCUGAGUUGUGAAACACUUCUUGACGUCCUUAUUGGUAGAUUCUUUUCAUUAACUAGUUUGUUAUGACUUGAAAAUAAAGAAAUUUCAGUUUGUAUUA
Molecule: messenger RNA, 1538 nt
Organism: Humulus lupulus (European hop)
Lineage: Eukaryota; Viridiplantae; Streptophyta; Magnoliopsida; Rosales; Cannabaceae
Product: KH domain-containing protein At1g09660/At1g09670
Exons: 8
Coding region: 167-1063 (298 amino acids)
Biological process (GO): regulation of mRNA splicing, via spliceosome
Cellular component (GO): nucleus
Molecular function (GO): mRNA binding
Source: RefSeq, a predicted model, not a curated record